CUCCUGCCGGAUCGACUCGGAAUACAUUCGUUGUAACACCAAGGCCGCUUCCGGUUGAAGAGGACACGUCACUUUUUCGACUGAGGAAGAGGAGCUGUGCAGAACUCGCUCAUUGACCCCGUUGGUACAAAUUAAACGGCAAAAUCAUGUCGAACUCGGUCAUAUCGGUUAUUUCUCGGUUUCUAGAGGAGUACACCACCACGACGACCAACAAGCUGAAAGUGGUGGACGCAUAUUUGUUGUACAUCUUGUUGACAGGAGCUCUGCAGUUCCUCUACUGUCUGCUCGUCGGCACCUUCCCCUUCAAUAGCUUUCUGUCGGGAUUCAUCUCGUGUGUGGGCGCUUUCAUUCUCGCAGUGUGUCUUCGUAUCCAGAUCAACCCACAGAACAAAGGAGACUUCCUGUCCAUCUCCCCAGAGAGAGCCUUCGCUGACUUCCUAUUCGCUCACACCGUCCUCCAUCUGGUCGUGAUGAACUUCAUUGGUUGAAAAAGACAUGCAACUGACUCACAGUGUCCUCCCCUCUCAGAGAUCUCGACGAGAUGUUAUCAAAACUCCUCCUCAGGACAUGAAGCUGCACCUGCUUUGUGCCACAGAGUCCUAUUCCUACAUCAACACUUAAUUAGUUACAUAUUGUCACACAUGAUGCAGUACAAUUUUCUUACAAAUACUGAUUGAUUUCUUGCAUUCUUUUUAUUUUUUUUUACAUUUAAAUUUGUAAAGCAUUCCCUUUUGCACUGAGAAGAAAUAAAACAACUCAAAUGGUGACACUGAGAAUAA
Molecule: messenger RNA, 779 nt
Organism: Anoplopoma fimbria (sablefish)
Lineage: Eukaryota; Metazoa; Chordata; Actinopteri; Perciformes; Anoplopomatidae
Gene: dad1
Product: defender against cell death 1
Exons: 3
Coding region: 147-488 (113 amino acids)
Biological process (GO): protein N-linked glycosylation
Cellular component (GO): membrane; oligosaccharyltransferase complex
Source: RefSeq, a predicted model, not a curated record